Messenger RNA from Brachypodium distachyon (stiff brome), 774 nucleotides. Its product is annotated as H/ACA ribonucleoprotein complex subunit 2-like protein. Gene Ontology annotation, biological process: rRNA pseudouridine synthesis; snRNA pseudouridine synthesis. The record is from RefSeq and is a predicted model, not a curated record. Lineage: Eukaryota; Viridiplantae; Streptophyta; Magnoliopsida; Poales; Poaceae. The transcript is spliced from 4 exons. Gene Ontology annotation, cellular component: nucleolus; box H/ACA snoRNP complex. The coding region runs from base 81 to 533 and encodes 150 amino acids. Gene Ontology annotation, molecular function: box H/ACA snoRNA binding.
GCUUCGCGUGCCCAGUCCUAAAACCCUAGCUCGCCACCACCAACCCAAACGCGCGAAGUCACUACUCGGCGGCGGCGGCGAUGGGAAGCGACACGGAGACGGAGAAGAAGAGGACCCCAGUGGCGCUGGCGCCCAUCGCGAAGCCUCUCGCGGGAAAGAAACUCUCGAAGCGAACCCUCAAGCUCGUCCGCCGAGCAUCGGAGGCCAAGUGCCUGAAGCGGGGGGUCAAGGAGGUUGUCAAGAGCAUCCGCCGUGGGAGCAAAGGGUUGUGCGUAAUCGCUGGAAACAUCUCUCCUAUUGAUGUGAUUACACAUCUUCCCAUACUUUGUGAGGAAGCUAAUGUCCCAUACAUAUAUGUGACAUCGAAAGAGGAGCUUGCAACUGCGGGAACCACCAAGAGGCCUACUUGCUGCGUCCUGGUCAUGACCAAGCCUGCCAAGGGGGAGAUCAGUGAAGAGGUGAAGGAGAAACUUCAAUCCGACUACGACCAAGUUGUAACUGAAGUUGCUGAGGUCACGUCAUCUAUGUUCUGAGAACAUUUCGAUGGCCAAAGUGGAGGAUCAGGCAACCUUACUAUGAACAUCUUUUUGUCUGUAUUAUGUAGCAUGAUUCUGCCACCCUAUCUUGCUAGUGAUCAAUGUGUUCUUCCGGGGAGGCUUCAAGCUUUGUGUGUUGCACCCAUGAGCUGUGGAUUACACUUGUCUCAACUUGCUGUUCGAAUGAUGCUUAGAUAAAAUUAGUGCAUUAUGGGUUGUUAAUUUUGUGAGCAGGCCA